This is a messenger RNA of Capsella rubella, 868 nucleotides long. RefSeq names its product germin-like protein subfamily 2 member 2. Gene Ontology annotation, cellular component: plasmodesma; cell wall. NCBI's taxonomy places the organism in Eukaryota, Viridiplantae, Streptophyta, Magnoliopsida, Brassicales, Brassicaceae. Gene Ontology annotation, molecular function: manganese ion binding. Gene Ontology annotation, biological process: regulation of root development; plasmodesmata-mediated intercellular transport. The transcript has 2 exons. The coding region runs from base 27 to 683 and encodes 218 amino acids. The record is from RefSeq and is a predicted model, not a curated record.
UAUUCCCUAAUAUUUAAUUUGGAGUCAUGAUGAUUUCAAGAAUUUCUGUUAUCAUCGUGUUAUCUUGCAUUAUCACUUCAACUCGAGCGUAUGACCCCGAUGCUCUUCAAGAUCUAUGCGUUGCCGAUAAAGCUCACGGAACCAAACUGAAUGGAUUUCCAUGCAAAGAAACUUCAAACAUCACGGCGUCCGACUUCUUCUUCGCCGGAAUCUCAAAACCCGCCGUCAUAAACUCCACCUCCGGCUCCGCCGUGACGGGAGCCAACGUGGAAAAGAUCCCAGGCCUCAACACUCUCUCGGUCUCAUUAGCACGUAUAGACUACGCGCCGGGUGGUUUAAACCCACCUCACACUCAUCCACGCGCCACAGAAGUCGUAUACGUCCUCGAAGGAGAACUCGAAGUUGGGUUUAUUACGACGGCGAAUAAGCUUUUCUCUAAAACCAUAAAGAUUGGUGAAGUAUUCGUUUUUCCAAGAGGGCUUGUGCAUUUUCAGAAGAACAAUGGAAAAUCUCCAGCGUCGGUGUUGUCGGCGUUUAACAGCCAGUUGCCGGGGACGGUAUCGGUUGCUGCGGCGCUUUUUGCGGCGGAGCCUGCGUUGCCGGAAGAUGUGUUAACUAAGACUUUUCAGGUGGGAACUAAGAUGGUUGAUAAGAUUAAGGAAAGGCUUGCAACUAAAAAAUAAUCUAAGCGACGAUAUAUAUAUUGUAACGAUUCAUGAUGUGAAAACCUAGAAAAUUAAGGUUGAUUUUAUGGUAACUACUAACUACGCAAACAUAUUAUUGUAAUUUAUCUUAUGAAUGUGAGUUAUGUAUAUUGUUUCACAAAAUAAAUAAAUCCAAAUAAGGUACCUUCAGGGAUCUUGCAAUC